CUCUCUCUCUCUCUCUCUCUCUCUCUCUCUCCUGUCUCUCUCCCUCCUGUCUCUCUCCCUCUCCUUCUCUCCCCCCCCCCCCCCCCUCUCUCUCCAUUUUAUUGCAUGCGUAGCUUGGGAGUUGUCUCAGGGGGUUCAUCCUUCACUAUAUAAAUUUCUCUGACAAUUUAAACACUAGUUCAACUAUCAGGUUGAAGUUCAUUGACUACCAGUGCUCUAAUAUCUGACUGACACUUCUUCGAACUUUGAACAUUAACUUACCUCAUUAUCUCCUUACAAUGUCGAGCCGAAGGUCCCGUUCAAGACAAUCAACCGGAACUUCCAGGAUAACUGAUGAUCAGAUUGCUGAUCUGGUCUCCAAGCUGCAGCAACUCAUUCCCGAAAUUCAAAGCAGACGUUCCGACAAGGUUUCAGCUUCAAAAGUACUCCAGGAGACUUGCAACUACAUUCGAAACUUGCACAGAGAAGUGGAUGACUUAAGCGACCGAUUGUCUGAGCUUCUGGAGUCCACAGACACCGAUAGUGCUCAAGCUGCGAUUAUAAGAAGCCUACUCAUGUGAUCGACUCGAUUAUGUAUAAGGAUUCAACUGCUUAGCCUCCAUAAUAAAAUCAUGAGUUUCCUGAUAUUUAGCAUUCCCUAUAUACUUUAUUUCAAAGAUUUGAUAGAUUGAAUUCUAUAUGCAUCGAACUGUUAUAUUACAUUAUAAGACGAUUUGGUGGCCAGCUUGAGCUAGGGCAUUCUUGUGUAGUAUAUAUAAUGCAUUAAUGAAUUACGGAGUUGCCAACUUUGAUUGGUGUGGAAUUCCUUGACGAGCUUUUGUCCCAUGCAUAUUAUUAUGUAUAUCUUCCCUAUAUCCCGGUUAUAUGUAAGUU
Messenger RNA from Daucus carota subsp. sativus, 873 nucleotides. RefSeq names its product transcription factor PRE6. Gene Ontology annotation, biological process: regulation of DNA-templated transcription; regulation of growth. The record is from RefSeq and is a predicted model, not a curated record. Gene Ontology annotation, molecular function: protein dimerization activity. Lineage: Eukaryota; Viridiplantae; Streptophyta; Magnoliopsida; Apiales; Apiaceae. The transcript is spliced from 2 exons. Bases 279 to 560 code for a protein of 93 amino acids.